Ooceraea biroi (clonal raider ant) is the source of this 3613-nucleotide messenger RNA. Its product is annotated as reversed polarity. Lineage: Eukaryota; Metazoa; Arthropoda; Insecta; Hymenoptera; Formicidae. Gene Ontology annotation, biological process: regulation of transcription by RNA polymerase II. Gene Ontology annotation, molecular function: DNA-binding transcription factor activity, RNA polymerase II-specific; RNA polymerase II transcription regulatory region sequence-specific DNA binding. The record is from RefSeq and is a predicted model, not a curated record.
CAAGAGGCAGCAUCACCGCACCCGCAUGAAGCAGGAUUGGUCGGGUCCCGAGUAUGGGGGCGGCCUGGGCCGGCAUGCUUCGGAAAAUAUAAGCCUGUGUGAGAGAGUGGCGGCUGAUUAACUGGAGACUCGGGACGGAGAAUAGUGGCGAGAGUGAGUGUCCCCACGGAGAGAAUAGAGGACGGACGUUCUCAUCGGGGAGACGUCGUCGUCGCCGCCGCCGUCGCCGUCGUCGUUGGUCCAGUUUUCCAAGGUCUGCCUUGGAAUAAUCGGCCGGCGCGUUGUGCGAGUUAACGCUGCUUAAAACUAAUCAAAAUUAAUCAUAACCCGGGUAACAAUUGAUCGCAAUUGUCGCGCUAGCUCUAUUACGGGUAAUCGGACAAUCGGUUACGGCCGCCUCCUUUUUUUCCAUCCGACAGGAAGCCGGAAAGAAUCUCGGAAGACAAAUCUCGGUGAAGUCACAUGAUGAUUUUCCAUUAUCGAUAUUGAGGUGUGAGACAACAAACGUUUAUCUCUUUGGAGUUUAAUUUAACCGGAGGAGAAUCCAUCAUAUACCACGUGAGGAUGUGGAUUGAAACGGAAUAUACUUAAAAGAAGAAGCGCCACGGGAAGGAAUAACGGAGGGGUGAAUAGUAAUUCGUGAUAUUCACUAUUGGAUCAACUCGGUCAACGGAGAAAUUCAACGUGCAUUCAACAACUACUGCUCAACUUAUUGAAUCAAGGUUUUUCGCGAGCUACAACACAAGAGGCUGUUUAAAAUGGACGGCGCUCCAUCGUGGGACGAUCCGAUCUUUUCGGAUUUCGGAAGUCGUGGGACCACUGGAGCCCACAUUCAGGUGAUGCUGAGUCUGAGUGGCGGCCAUCACGGCGCCGGUGGUGACUUAAUGCCAACUGGCGGUGGUCAACUUCACAAACUGGAUUCAUCUAACAGCCCGUCGCCGCAUCAUCAGACUGCAUCGCAGCAUUCGCAUCAUCUACAACAGCAGCAGCAGCAAAAGGAACUGAAGGAACUCGAACUGUCGGGCAUGUACGCUCCUUUGCCGCCGCAGACUCAAGACGUCACCACGUCAACGUCCACAAGCGUUACGCCAACUUCGACAAGCCUGCAACAAAGUCUGCAGCUCGGCAACGCACUUAAGAGAAAGCCCGACGAUCCCAUCAACGCGCUGGCACCAGUUAACAGCGAAGCACAACCAGCGAAAAAGGAUUCGAAGAAGAAGACUGACAAUAAUAACAUCAAAAAGAAAAAGACGAGAACAACUUUCACGGCGUACCAACUCGAGGAACUGGAAAGAGCUUUCGAGCGGGCACCGUAUCCAGACGUUUUUGCCCGUGAUGAACUUGCAGUAAAGCUUGCUCUGUCUGAGACCCGCGUGCAAGUUUGGUUUCAAAAUCGUAGGGCAAAGUGGCGGAAGAAGGAACCGCCGCGCAAGACAGCCGGCUAUAUGGCCACGGGAUCCGCCAGUCCUGGUUUAUCAGGUUCCUUCACCUCGCUGAAUAAUAAUCUCAACCCAUUCGCAUCGCCGACAACGGCAGCGGGUCCGCCAGACGCGUGGGCGUACUCGUCAGCGUAUGACCUGGCACCUCACUUGAAUCUGCUCAGUCCAUCCAACUCGCCGUAUUCGAGCGCGGCAGCGGCGGCUGCUGCCGCCGGUUUCGGCAACAACGGGGGUGUUUCAUACUCGUCGUACGCAAGCAUGUUGCCAACGCAGCACGACGCAUCACUGUUCGCCGCGCCGACCGCUGUCGCCAAUACUAUGCGGGUCCACCAGGACUAUAUGAACCCCGGUAACAGUCCACCACCGCCACCCGGUGGGCCUCUCACCCGCGCCGAUUAUCAGACGAUGGUGACGACACACUCGCCGCCUACUCAUCUCACGGGUUCCAUAUCCGAGGAUGAACACGGCGGCUGCCUGGCCGAGAAAUACGCGCACGAGCAGGCCGAUUACGGGCAGCAGCAGCAACAGCAGCAGCAACAGCAGCCACCACCGCCGCCACCUGAUCAGAAGCAAGACUAUGGCAUGCACUCACCGCAACAUGCACGCCAGGCUAUGAAAGAUCAGGUGAUGGUGAAGAGCGAGCCUGGCAGCCAACAGAGCUACGUGCAGUUGCCUCCUUUUCUGAACUGACUCGCGGUCUCCUCCGCUCCAGGCUUUUUCUAGACAAUCCGUUGGGGUUUCGUGACGGGCGCGAGGAAUAUUAAAUCUUGGACACUGUCGAUUUUUGAAUGGACUCUCCACUAGCGCUAUUUAAUUUAUGUGUUAUUUUAUUAUGGCCCUAAAAUGUGUAUUUUUAUGUUUAAUUAAAAUAAUUUUAAUAAUUUUGUUAUUUUGUAGAAGAGAGAGAAUGAAUAAAUUGUUACAAUUGAUUUAAACAAAAUAAAAUUGCAAUUACUGAUUGAAAUGCUAGAAAAAUAAUAAAAAUAGAAUUAAAAUUGAAAGCGUUAGUGGGAUUCCAAUCAGCGUGGCACUGAAGCUAUAUUAUAAAGAUAUUUUCCGAUCAAGUUCGAACAUUCGUGUUUUGUACUCGUUACUUGCGAUCGAUAAGAGAUUACAUUGCGCUACUUUAUUUUAUAUGCAAGGUGAUACGCAAACUUUGUUAGCGUGUUUGGGUAGUCAUUCUAACAAUAAGUGAAAAAGUUCAUAUGCACCAUGGGUCGAUUCGAUUUCGUUGCCAAAAUGUGGACUGAAAUGCAUCGCAAUGCAUCGAAAGUAUCGUACGAACACGUGGAACGCCCAGUUUGAUCCUUGGGAGGGAUUCUGGCAAGAUUUAUCAGUUUUAUGACAGAACAUCUUGUUAUUUGCCGUAAAACGCGGUGAAUCUUUAGACUUUUUCUUUCAGUUCAUCGAUCCCCUAAAGUUUUGACAUUUAAAUACGGGACAUCUAGUUUAAUCUCUCACGCGAGAUUAUACAAAAAGAAAUUAAUUAAACUAAUUUUAAGUGACAUCACAAAAGACACAUGUGGUGAUUAUUUAUAUAAAAAGUUAGCGUUCUAAUCACAUUGAACAACAUUUCGCGAUAGUUGUUAGUACUUGAUCAUUCUUUUAUUUGCUUUUACAGAAGCUUUGCAUUAAUUAAAAUACUGUCGAAAAAUAAAUUUUAGUUGCAUUAUUAGCAAUUAUUUCUUUAAGAAAAUAACUUUUCUUAAUGUGCUCGGCUAGUGAAAAAAGAAAGAAAAAAGAGAGAAAAUAAAUAUUAGAUCUAUAAAAUAAUUUGAAAGUUCUCGAGUAUGCGUGCCUUGGAUAGGUCGGUGCCUUAUAAAGCGAAUAUAUUUGGUGCCUUUGUAUGAAGAAACAUAGAUUUCAAUUGAAAUAAUCUCUUAUAUUGUCUUCGACUUCUAAGCAAGAAUAAUUUAUAAAAGAAGGUGAAGAAGAAACACUUAUAAAAGAAGAUGAAAAUGAAGAUAUAAAAGAAGAUGACAAGAUUAAUCAAUACAUAAAUAUCAUUCUCUUUAAUGUCCCAUUUAACUGUUUAUAAAAUAUGCUACUUUAAACGUUGUACUUUUCAUAUCAUUUUUACACAUCACAUAUGUUACAAAUACACAAUCUUGUCUAUUGUGUAAUAAUUUUCUGUAAAAUACUGUUUACAAGUAAAAAUGUUUAUGUACUGUGUA